AUGGCUCGAGAAGACCCUCUUCUAGCUCCACGGCCAUCGUCGGAGCAAUCAUCCGUCCGAAAUGCCGAGGAGGAAGACGCCCUGCUCACCGGCGAACGCACCAACCGCCGCGAUCAACGUCGGGGGUGGGGAUUCUGGAGAGAAGUCGGCCUCUUCGCCUGGGCCCUGAUAGCAACCGUCGCUGUCAUCGUCAUCGCAGUCGUCUACCAACAUGAAUCGAGUCGCACACGGAGUCAUGAAAAGGACCCCUGGGGCCCUGGAGGAAAACCGACCGGCAAACGCAACCUUGUCUUCAUGGUGUCUGACGGAAUGGGCCCAACCAGCCUUACCCUGACUCGGAGCUUCAAGCAGCUCACACAGGGACUCCCAGCCGAUGAAAUCCUCGCGCUGGACAAGCAUAUCCUGGGUACAUCGCGGACGAGAUCCAGCUCGAGCUUGGUCACCGACUCGGCUGCCGGCGCGACGGCCUUCUCGUGCGGAGCGAAGAGUUACAACGGCGCUAUCUCUGUGCUCCCUGACCACUCUCCCUGUGGAACAGUGCUCGAGGCUGCCUCGCUAGCAGGUUACAAGACCGGGUUGGUGGUGACGACUCGUAUCACUGAUGCUACGCCGGCUUGUUUCGCGUCUCACGUCAACCUCCGGCAGUACGAGGACCAGAUUGCGGAGCAAGAGAUUGGUGAGCAUCCGCUGGGCCGAGUGGUGGAUCUUAUCAUGGGUGGUGGACGGUGUCAUUUCCUGCCUAAUUCAACGGAGGGUAGCUGUCGGGCUGACGACCGGGAUCUGGUGGCCAUCGCCCAGGAUAAGGGGUUCAGCUACAUCGACGACCGAAAGGGGUUCGAUGCUCUCAAUGACGGGACACAAGCAAAGCUGCCUCUCCUAGGGCUGUUCGCAGAGAAAGACAUUCCUUUCGAAAUUGACCGUCGCACUCAGAAUGACGUGUAUCCCUCUCUGGACGAAAUGGCCCGUUCCGCCCUGCAAAUACUCAGUGAAGCUACGAAGGACAGCGAGCAAGGGUUCUUCCUCAUGAUCGAGGGCUCCCGCAUCGACCACGCAGGACACGGCAAUGACCCGGCCGCUCAAGUCAACGAAGUCCUCGCCUACGACAAGGCCUUUGCUACGGUCGUUGAGUUCCUCGAGCAGGACUCAACACCAGGUGUUCUAGUCGGCACAUCUGACCACGAAACUGGCGGCCUUGCUGUCGCCCGCCAGCUGCAUACAACCUACCCAGAAUACCUCUGGCUUCCUGGCGUUCUCGCCAACGCAAGCCACUCUUCUGAAUUCGCUGAAAAGGAGCUGCAAGACUACCUCAAGGAUGGUCAUGGGAAAUCCGCCCAAGAAGCCUACACCCGGGAACUUCUCAAAAAGGCAUUAGGUGUCGAAGACCCUUCCCAGGGAGAAAUAGACGCUCUCCUGGACCCUGACAAUGAAAUCCCACCAUCCUACGUCUUCGCCGAUAUCAUCAGUCGCAGAGCCCAAGUCGGCUGGUCAACGCACGGCCAUUCCGGCGUCGACGUAAACAUCUACGCAUCCUCCUCUCAAGAUGCCUGGCCCCUCCAAGGCAACCACGAAAACACCGAAGUCGGCAGCUUCCUCGCCGACUACCUCGACCUGGACAUCAACGCGAUCACCAAGCGUCUCCAGGAAUCCAAGUUCUGGUCCGCCUCUGCCUCCACCCCCAACGAGGGAGCCGAAAGCCAAGGCGAAAGCUUCAGCUGGAUGGGAAACCCGCUCGGCGACGACGUUCGCAUCGAUGGCCUCGAUACGUACCAUGGCGAUUACAAGCGGAAACGCUCUUUUGGAGCUGACGAGUGUGGCUGUGGAGCUGCUCACUGA
Molecule: messenger RNA, 1833 nt
Organism: Aspergillus puulaauensis
Lineage: Eukaryota; Fungi; Ascomycota; Eurotiomycetes; Eurotiales; Aspergillaceae
Product: alkaline phosphatase
Exons: 2
Coding region: 1-1833 (610 amino acids)
Biological process (GO): dephosphorylation
Cellular component (GO): fungal-type vacuole membrane
Molecular function (GO): alkaline phosphatase activity
Source: RefSeq, a predicted model, not a curated record